CCAUUUUCUGAAAAUGGUUCGUUGCUUUAUUAUCAGUGAAAUGUAGAGCUAUAUGCAUGGCUUUUAUGUAGGUCGACUAUGGAUUUGUACUUCAGUGUAGUGUGGCUUAAACAGGCAACAUAAUUCUGCUAUUUACAAGGUUAAUUUAAAUAUAUAGGGAUAAAUAUAUUAACAUAAAGACGGUGUGGUGUGUCUUCAAACAUACUCAUUCACUUCAUAGGGAAGGGAUAAUUCUUAUUGUAAAUACAAAACAUUUCAGAACAAAAGACAGUUCACAAUAUCUACUGUAAAAUGGCAACAUCUCUAGGAUCAGGUCAUAAUAGUUCAGAUUUAGUGAAGGACUAUUUUUGUGGAGGUUGUGAAAGUAGAAAUAUUCAUGAAAGUGCAUAUUAUUUUUGUGCAACAUGUACAAAGUUUUUUUGCCAAAAAUGCAAUGAUCCUCAUGAUCAAAUAUAUACAAACCAUUCCAAAUAUGGAAGAGGAGAAACAAAUAAAUGGCCUCUAACAAAGACAAUGGAGGAUUUGCUACUCAAAUGUGAUGUUCACAAGGACGAGAAACUGAAGAUGUUUUGUCAGGACCACAGUCAGCUGUGUUGCACUGAUUGUGCUUUCCUGAAUCACAGCCCUCUUCACACCUACUUGAACGUGGUAUAGGAUUUCUGAAUGUGGGACAAUCGGGAGGACACCCUCAAAUGACAGUGCACAAAUAUGGCUCUAAUUUCUGAGUCAGCCAAAAACCUGGCGAUGAAUAUGCGACAGUUGUUAAACAAUCUUCAAACUAUUGUUGACAAAUUAAAUAAGUUUAAGAGUAAACAAGAGGCCAGCAUUCAGUCGGUUGAGGUAUCAUGUAAUGAAAAACUGCAAGAAAUCAAAAACCUUAGAAAGAAAUUAAAUGCUACUUUGGAUGAACUAGAAAAUACAACAUUGAAAGAAUUGGAUGAAAUUCGAACUCCAAUGCUAACCUCUCUCAAGAAAGAUGUUGACAAAUGCAUCAAACUGAAGGAUGAUUUACAAACACUCAGUGAAGCUGUAAAUGGCCUUUGUGAUAAGAGCAAGAAAGAAAUAGAGUUCAUAGCCAGCAGAAAAUGUUUGGACAAAAUACAAGAGUCUGAGUCAUAUCUGAAGGAGAACCAUGUAAAGGUGCAUAGUAUUAUAUUCCAAGCAAACACUGACAUUGAGCAGUACCUAUCUAAACAGUCUAGUCUAGGAAUGAUAGCAGACAGUAUCCAGUCUCUAACACUCAAGAUGAAUCCAAACCAGCAGUUAACUGUGAAGAGACCAUCAGAGUAUAUUGUGAGCAUUCCAAGUGACACAAGUCAGACUUUCAGCAUAGUUGGCAUUUGCAGCAUGCCUAGUGACCAGGUCUGCGUUACAGAUUUCCAUAAUCGAAAAGUGAAGCUGUUGAACCAGCAUUACAAUGUGUCCAGUCACUGUGAUGUGUCUGGCAGUCCAUGGAACAUUUGCCAAAUCACAUCCAGUGAGGUGGCUGUAACUUUCAAUAAAGAUGUGCAGUUUAUCUCUAUUAACAAUGGAAAUCUGGCGAGUGGGAGGAAGAUUCCAUUACAGCAUGCAGCUUAUGGUAUUGCCCACCAUAAGGGAGCGUUGUAUAUCACCUCUGGCAAUGCCCUGUACCACUACAAUAUGACUGGGACACUUGUGAAAAAGCUGUUUGAGAAUGCUGGAGACUCUUCGACAGUGUCUUACUGUGCAGUGAGUCCUGCUGGGGACAAGAUCUAUGUAACCAACUACACACAGCACAAGCUCCAUACUCUGGCUACAGAUGGGACCCUGAUAUCCACCUUCAUGGACCCUGAUUUACAAAACCCAAAGAGUGUAUGCGUAACACCUGCAGGACAAGUGUUGGUCUGCGGAAACAGCUGCAAUACUGUCAUACAAGUGGAUCAUGAGGGAAAAAAGAAACUGGCAACUCUGGCUUCUCAGAAAGAUGGACUCAGCAAACCAUCGUCUGUCUGCUACAACACCAACACUAACCAGAUCAUAGUGGGACUAAAUUGUAACAGUAAAAUCAUUGUUAUGGACUUGGCAUAGCUCUACAAUUGGACAAAAACAUUGACAUAAAACACUUAUAAACAAAAUUGCCCAUUUCUGUUUGAAUGGCUGUUUCAGUAUUAGCAAUUUAUAUCUGGGUAAAGAAAAAACAAAUUUAUAGAGUUGAUCUUAAUUUGUUAUUAACAAGUAAUUAAACUUUAUUUGAAAAUGAGUUGUUUCAAUGCUUGAAAUUUGCUAAAUUUUACUCUAAGUAUGGUGAUUUAAUUACAAAAUAUAAUGUUUCUUUAAAAUGGCAUUAACAUAAUGGAAUCUCCCAUCCAUCAUUUUACGGUGAUGUUUUGAAGCGUGUCCGCAAAUUAAAAUAUGUUAAACCAAAUGUUCUUAUUAAACUUUUCAAUUUAAUUAACUUGUUUUUAUCAAAAGGAUACAAUGCUUAUGUACUUAAAAACACAUGUUUGAUGGUUUUCGAUUCACUAUAUCUUUCUUCUCUUAAAAUUUGGAAUCAUUAGUGAUAUUAUAGGCAUUUUUACUGUUGAACAAAAUUGUGUCUUUGUGUUGUAUGAACAAAUCUGCAUGAAAACUACAUUUGGACUCAAAUCGUACAUCAAAUCAUUUCUGUCGUCAGUUGUCAAAACACCUAUAUACUGUUUGAUUCCAAUAAUGUCGCUUUAAUGGAAUUACUAUUUUUAUAUAUUUGAUUCUUAAUAUUUAAUCAACUAAACUUGUUUUAUUAAAAGUACAAUUUUGCAGUAGCCCCCCAUUAAUAGUUUUAUUAUUACUUUACAGUACAGCCCCUGGAUUUUUUUCAUGUCAUUGUGUCUUCGCCUGUCAAUUACGUCAUAACUCUUUCUCUGUUUCUGGGUACAUGGAUUUUUUGACGUCAUACGAUCAACUUUCCAGUUUUUGCUACAUGCAUAGGUCAUUGGGUUUAUAACGUUCAAUUUUAUUUAUAUUUUCUCUCUGAUAGGCAAUUCUUUUUUUAUUUAAUUAUUAUUAAUUUAAUUUUUAGCAGUCACAUAAACAACCAAGCAAUGUUAUAUGGAAUUUUUACACCCAUUAUUGCUGCUUCUUCCUGUAUUUGCGCGAUGAUUAUCUGAAAUAUUAACUUAAUGACGCUAUAUUCUUAAAUCUUUUUCUAUAAAGAAGGAAUGUAGUUGACACUUGUUUGUAGUUUCAUUUUAUCGUUCGUCAAAAAGUUGUAACUCUGUUGCUCUGGUAUCUGCAAUACCAUUGAGUAAUUAAAUUGUAAUUAAAUUGAAUGCGUUUUAAUUCCCUUUUAUUAUUGUUUGAUUUGAGUUACAAUGCUAUGACGUUAAAUUUUAUUUACACUUAAAUGUAUUAUGAAUAUUGCUGGGCCAAGUGUGAGGUUGAGCACUCUUUAACUGGUUUAAACCCCCAAAUUGCUUUGCAUUGACCGUUCCAAGGCACCCCAGCUUUAUUCAUAUUUUGUGUUUAUGUUGGUUUGUAUUGUGCUGUAUUGUGCUGUUUUGUACUGUUUGGGCAAUCGGUCACUUGCCUUAAAUAAAGGACCAACUAAUUGUUUUUAAUGGGAAUUCAAUACUGCUCCAGCAGCUGGAGUUUCACUUCUUUAUAUUGAAUGAUUGCACCAUUUUACACAUGAAUUUAUGACAACUAUCUAUAAUGUUGAUGCAGAUUAUAAGUUCUUUAGUCUGGCUUCCUUUCAUGUUUUAAUACAUAGUUAUACAUGUUUUAUGUUUGGUAAUUAUUAAGAUGUAUUAACAUUUGAUUAUUAUAAAUGCUGAUGUUUUUCAUUAUUCAUUAGUUAUUGUUGAGUAACAAAUGUUUUUAUGUCAUUUAUGCUUUUUCUUUCAUAAAAUAAUGUAUAUUGAUAUUUGUACCAAUGUAUCUACUUCAGGCUUACAUUUUUACUGUGUUCUAGUACAAAUGUUUAUUAAACCACUUACAGUAUAAGCUCUGUGGUGGGUCAGACUUCUAGAAGAAAAAUACAUUAAUAUCUUUAAAUUGCCAUUAUCCUGGAACAGUUAUAAAGACUAUGAAUCAAAAAAGAUUGAAAUAUUUAAAUAAAAAUGCACCAUGAAAUGUGAAAAGAAAUCCUUAAUAAAUGAUCAUUGAUGCAA
This is a messenger RNA of Dreissena polymorpha, 4109 nucleotides long. RefSeq lists its product as uncharacterized. The coding region runs from base 709 to 2049 and encodes 446 amino acids. The record is from RefSeq and is a predicted model, not a curated record. Lineage: Eukaryota; Metazoa; Mollusca; Bivalvia; Myida; Dreissenidae. Gene Ontology annotation, molecular function: zinc ion binding; ubiquitin protein ligase activity. Gene Ontology annotation, biological process: protein polyubiquitination; proteasome-mediated ubiquitin-dependent protein catabolic process. The transcript has 4 exons.